Messenger RNA from Oncorhynchus kisutch (coho salmon), 1594 nucleotides. Its product is annotated as fibroblast growth factor 10. Lineage: Eukaryota; Metazoa; Chordata; Actinopteri; Salmoniformes; Salmonidae. The record is from RefSeq and is a predicted model, not a curated record. Gene Ontology annotation, molecular function: growth factor activity. The transcript is spliced from 4 exons. The coding region runs from base 701 to 1456 and encodes 251 amino acids.
ACAUGUCUCACAGGCACCCACUGGCCAACCAGGACUUAGCACCACAUUUUGUUUGACCAUCUCUUUUUAGUGAAAUCUGGAAACGUGUGGAGGGUGUCUGGCAGCAGUGAGCUGUUGAAUGUUUGGGCCUUAGGGGACAGAGGGAUGAGCCUGGAGAAAGUGUUAUAGUAGAAUGUCCCUAUGCCAGUGGACCUUUCAUUGUGGGAGUAGCCAUCUAACGAUUUCUGGAUUGGAAUUAAAUUCAGCACCAGGAACAGCUAAGGACAGAAGAACAGUUUCAAAAGUGGAACAUAUGAAGUCUGCCUGGUUUGUCAUUGGAAUACACUGACGGCAAUUACACUGGCAACAAUAAGACGAGUGGAACAAUAGGCUGUUUUAUUUAUCGAUUUGUAUUUGUCUUAACUGAUCUACCAGGACAUCAGUUAUAGGAACAAAAGUGAAAGAAAACAUUGGAACACAUGGACGUUCAGUACAAUAAUUGCUCUAGCUACCAAAAGAAAGGCAAGGAGACAUUGAUUUUCAACCCAGAUAGGUAUAUUUGAGGAGGAAAUCUCUUUUGCAUAUAGACCUGGUAGACUAGGUACCAGAGAGGCCCAUUUUCCAGGAGGGCUCCCCUCCCCUCCCUCCCAGCCUCCCGUUGUCCCCAGCAGCAUGUCCCAGGCUGUGAGGUUGCUUCCAGUCCUCCCCACACCAUUCUACCAUGACCACAUGGGCUGCUGGAGGGAGUACGGCUGUCACUGCCUGGGCCACCUCUGGGUCCAGGUUUAGGUCUGGCUCUGGGUCCAGGUUUAGGUCUGGCUCUGGGUCCAGGUUUAGGUCUGGCUCUGGGUCCAGGUUUAGGUCUGGCUCUGGGUCCAGGUUUAGGUCUGGCUCUAGCUUUAUCUCUAGGUCCUUCUUUUCCAGCCUGUCUCUGUCUCUGCUGCUAGCACUGCUGCUCGCCCUUUCCCUCCCCGUAGUUGUCUGCCAUCAACCUCUCUACAGAGGCAGGCUCCAGCCAACCAGCCCCAGUCUCCAGGUUCCGCUGGGGAGGCACGUACGCAGCUACAACCACCUGCAGGGAGAUGUGCGGCAGAGGAAGCUCUUCUCCUUCCAGAAGUUCUUCCUGCGGAUCGAUACAAAUGGCAGAGUUAAUGGGACCAAGAGCAGAGAGGACCCCCUCAGUAUUCUGGAGAUCACGUCGGUGGAUGUGGGGGUGGUGGCUAUCAAAGGCCUGGGCAGUAACUAUUACCUGGCUAUCAGCAGGAAGGGUGUGCUGUACGGAGCGAGAGAGUUUGGCAUUGACUGCACACUGAAGGAGCGUAUUGAGGAGAACGGCUAUAACACCUACGCCUCAGCCGAGUGGAGGAACAAGAAGAGACAGAUGUUUGUGGGGCUGAGUGUCCACGGGAGGCCACUGAGAGGGAAGAAAACAAGGAGGAGGAAAAUGGCCACCCACUUCCUCCCCAUCAUGGUGUGAUGAAGAAGAGCAUUUCACUGUACUAAACAUACCCUGUGGGAGAGCUAUUCAGCAUUGAACAAUCUUUCAGAUAAAGAGUUUUUAAAAUGUACUCUAAUCUAGACAGAGAGCAUCUGAACUAUACCAUUUCUAAAAGAC